AAGUGGCGUCAAAGACCGCUUUUCUUCGGAUAUUCUUGGGCAAAUUAAUGAAAACAAAAUAGUUCUUCUUUGUUUUGAUAACUAACAAUUAACUGACCGUCAUAUUUUAGAGAACUUGAUGAAUUUAUGUUUCCCAUCCGAGAUUGUGUUCUAUUGUGGUAGAAUAAAACUGCCCCUCAAAUACCGGAACGAAAAUUAAUUAUAGAACUACUUUUGAGACUUCGGUCGAUGGACUAUGAGUGGUUGAUAGGGGAAUAUAAAUAAAUGUUUACAUUUGCCUCGUGACUGUUGUGAAGGAAAGAGGAGGCAAGAAUUUAUUCGCAUUCAGUUUUUGUUCAUCCAAAAUGCCGAGAGACAAAGCUGCCGAACAAUUAAGCGAAUACAAAGAGAGCCAAAAGGGCAAGAGUGAAGUAUUAACAACAGCUUCUGGAUGUCCUAUUGGUGAUAAAUUGAAUUCUUUGACCAUUGGCCCAAGGGGUCCUCUACUGUUGCAAGAUGCUGUCUAUUUGGAAGAAAUGGCUCACUUUGAUAGGGAAAGAAUCCCAGAGAGAGUUGUGCAUGCGAAAGGUGCAGGAGCUUUUGGUUACUUUGAAGUGACUCACGAUAUCACAAAAUACUGCAAAGCUAAAAUCUUUAGUGAAAUAGGAAAAAAAACACCACUUCUUGUCAGAUUUUCUACUGUUGGUGGAGAGUCUGGUUCGGCUGACACCGUGAGAGAUCCUCGAGGCUUUGCUGUGAAGUUCUAUACCGAAGAUGGGAAUUGGGAUCUAGUUGGAAAUAACACUCCCAUCUUUUUCAUCAGAGAUCCUCUGCUCUUUCCUAGUUUCAUCCACACACAGAAAAGAAAUCCUGUCACUCAUUUAAAAGAUGUUGACAUGUUUUGGGAUUUCAUCUCAUUGCGACCUGAAACUACCCACCAGGUGUCCUUCUUGUUUUCUGACAGAGGUAUUCCUAAUGGUUACAGACACAUGAACGGUUAUGGAUCACACACUUUUAAACUUGUGAAUGAUGAUGGUGAAGCUGUUUACUGCAAAUUCCACUACAAAACUGAUCAAGGAAUCAACAACCUUCCCGUAGAGAAAGCCAAUGAGCUGUCUGGAUCAGAUCCUGAUUAUUCUCUAAGAGACCUCUACAAUGCAAUAGCUGCUGGAAAAUAUCCAUCCUGGACAUUCUACAUUCAGGUCAUGACCUUCAAGCAAGCCGAAACAUGGAAGUUCAAUCCUUUCGAUCUCACAAAGGUAUGGUCCCACAAGGAAUUUCCUCUGAUUCCCGUAGGAAAAAUGGUUCUGAACAGGACUCCCACAAACUAUUUUGCUGAAGUUGAACAGUCUGCUUUCUCUCCGGCCGAUUUAGUGCCGGGCAUCGAACCCAGCCCUGACAAAAUGCUUCAGGGACGUUUGUUUGCUUAUACAGACACCCACAGACACAGACUCGGCACAAACUACCUCCAGAUUCCUGUCAACUGUCCCUACCGUGCGCGACCCAGAAAUUACGAGAGAGAUGGACCUCAGUGUGUGACUGAAAACCAGGAUGGUGCCCCCAACUAUUAUCCGAAUAGCUUCAGUGGUCCUGAACACAAUUCUAAAUACAAAACAACACCUCACAAAGUGAGUGGAGAUGUUGACAGGUAUAACAGUGCUGAUGACGACAAUUUCACUCAAGCUGGUAUAUUCUACAGAGAGGUAUUGAAUGAGGCAGAGAAAAACAGAUUGGCAGAUAAUAUUGCUGGUCACCUUGUGGAUGCUAAAGACUUUAUUCAAGAGAGGGCGGUCAAGAACUUCAGCCAAGCAGAUCCUGAUUAUGGUAAACGCAUCAAGGAGAGGCUCACCAAAUUAAAACAAGAACGAGCCAAGAUAUAAGGUCCGAUUGAUUUGUUUCUCUUUUUGGAAAGACUCUUCUGUUUUUAUAUAUAUAUAGUGUAACAUUCCUUUUAUAAGUAUAAAGUGAUUUAAAAUAAAUUUACAGCUAUUGUUUUUCA
Messenger RNA from Parasteatoda tepidariorum (common house spider), 1978 nucleotides. It is a transcript of the gene Cat, whose product is annotated as Catalase. Gene Ontology annotation, biological process: response to hydrogen peroxide; hydrogen peroxide catabolic process. Lineage: Eukaryota; Metazoa; Arthropoda; Arachnida; Araneae; Theridiidae. Gene Ontology annotation, cellular component: cytoplasm; mitochondrion; peroxisome. Gene Ontology annotation, molecular function: heme binding; catalase activity. The record is from RefSeq and is a predicted model, not a curated record.